AUGCGGGCGUCCCGCUCCCUCUCUCAGCCUCACAGCAAGCCACCCAAGCCAUUCCAAGAGGAUCAGGACAGGCUCCACCGCGGCCCAUGGCACGUGAGGGCGCCGACGCCUCUGCCACUCAGCUUUCAAAAAAUCGUACUCGCAGAGGUCUGGGUGAUACGGGACUGGGGCCGGGCGAAGGUGAAAUGCAAGCUUUCUGAGGCCGCUCAGGCGGAUGCGCAGCUCCUGGAGGUGGCUACGGGGCUGGGACAGACGGGGCAACCUUGCCUGCUGGCCUGCCAGGUCUCUGCAGAGACCGUCGAGGAGAGCGGAGAUGGCCAUCCUGAGCUGGAGCCAGCCGAGGUGGAGGUGGAGGCGGAGGCCGCGAGCUCCAGCAGGUUUGGCGCCUUCCUCGGCUCCGCUUCGAGCCUGAGGAUGAAGGCCAGUCCCUUCUUGAGCAAGGCCCGGCAGGCCAUCGUCGAAGAGGCAAAGCUGGUGACGGAUGACGUUCGCGACAUUGCGGGCGGUGUCCGCGAGGGCAUGCAGCUCACCAAACAGGAUCUGCAAGCUCAAACCAAGAACUGGCGGAGUGCCAUCGGAGCUCGCUGGCGGAGCUUUGGUCAGGAAAAAGAGGAACGUACGGGAUAUCCUCCAGAGACCCAAGAAGCGGAUGGUACAGGGGAGAGUCCUGCAACUGGCCUUCAGGCAGUGCGGCAAAAUCUUGCGAUGACAGCAGACGUCUCCAAAGACAUGUGGAGAGAUGUCAAGGAGCUGAAGCAGGAGGUCAUGAGCGAGGUUCGGCACAGCGUCCAUGACCUCCGACAAGUCGGCAAGCAGGUCUUCGGUGGCACAGAGGCGAUCGCGGAGAGAGACGAAGGUGACGCAGAUGCACAGGACACUGGUGAGGCUUCGGACUCCAAGGAGGGACGAAGCCCGCGGGGUCUGGGCAAAGUGAAGACGGCAGUGUUCCGCAAAGCCGGAGACCUGCGAGAGGGGCUCAGAAAUCGGUUGCAGGAGGAGUCGAAGGAAGAGGCCUUCUGGAUAUUGCCCUCAACCAGGGCCAACUAUGCGGAGCUCUCCAGCCCACCGAAUCCGAAUUCCCACGAGGCCGUGAAUCGUGUGAGAUCUCUCGGUGGCAAGUUGAAGGGAAGCCUGGCGCGAAAAGGCCGGGAAGUGUCUUCCGGCGUGGUGAGCAUUGCACAGGGCGUCCGUCAAAAGGGACAAUCCUUGAAGGAGGCAGUCGGUACAGGUCUCCCGGCUCCCCAGAAAAGUGAUUCGGAUGCACUGGAUGCCAACCUGGGCGAUUCCAUCUUUGCCAUCGGCUCCGACGAGGAAGAUGCAUGGUCAGAUGCCGAUGACUUUUGGGACCGGCCGUCUGACUCCGAGACAGCCGCAUCUGCUGCAGGCCCCUCUUUGGAGGGAUCCGAGGCCGCCCGGGAGGGCCCUGCAGAGGCAGAGCCCAAGGAGCCGAAGUAG
Symbiodinium sp. CCMP2592 is the source of this 1455-nucleotide messenger RNA. Lineage: Eukaryota; Dinophyceae; Suessiales; Symbiodiniaceae. The record is from the annotation of a GenBank genome assembly.